This is a messenger RNA of Sarcophilus harrisii (Tasmanian devil), 1826 nucleotides long. It is a transcript of the gene NMD3, whose product is annotated as NMD3 ribosome export adaptor. The transcript has 16 exons. NCBI's taxonomy places the organism in Eukaryota, Metazoa, Chordata, Mammalia, Dasyuromorphia, Dasyuridae. The record is from RefSeq and is a predicted model, not a curated record. Bases 113 to 1624 code for a protein of 503 amino acids. Gene Ontology annotation, cellular component: cytoplasm; nucleus. Gene Ontology annotation, molecular function: ribosomal large subunit binding. Gene Ontology annotation, biological process: ribosomal large subunit export from nucleus.
ACAGACUCUCAUAAGGUCUCAUGCGUUCUCUCGCGCGAGAUCUUCUUCCCGGAAGCGACUGUGCCGGUGCCGCGUGUGAAGAGCCCGUGAAGGAUCGGGGGCGUUCGGGACCAUGGAGUAUCUGAAGGGCCCCGCGGCGAGCAGCCCCGGCUGCGUCCUCUGCUGCGAGUGCGGUGUCCCCAUCCCCCCCAAUCCAGCCAACAUGUGUGUGGCCUGUUUGCGGACGCAAGUGGACAUUAGUGAAGGGAUUCCCAAACAAGUUUCAAUUAACUUCUGCAAACAGUGUGAAAGAUAUCUUCAGCCACCGGGAACAUGGAUACAGUGUGCCUUAGAGUCAAGGGAACUUCUUACUUUGUGUUUGAAAAAAAUCAAGGCUUCUUUAAGUAAGGUACGGCUGAUUGAAGCUGGCUUUGUUUGGACAGAACCUCAUUCCAAGCGGCUUAAAGUCAAGCUGACUAUCCAGAAGGAGGUCCUGAAUGGCGCCAUCCUUCAGCAAGUGUUUGUGGUGGAAUAUGUGGUGCAGCCCCAGAUGUGCGAUGCUUGCCAUCGGGUGGAAGCCAAGGAUUUCUGGAAGGCUGUGGUUCAGGUCAGGCAGAAGACCCUACACAAAAAAACUUUCUACUACCUGGAGCAGCUGAUCCUGAAACACAGAGCACACCAGAACACCCUCCGCAUCAAGGAGAUUCACGACGGCCUGGAUUUCUACUACGCCCAGAAGCAGCAUGCGCAGAAGAUGGUGGACUUUCUGCAGUGCACGGUGCCUUGCAGAUCCAAGUCUUCGCAGAGACUGAUCUCCCAUGACAUUCACAGCAAUACGUAUAACUACAAAAGCACUUUUUCUGUGGAGAUUGUUCCCAUAUGCAAGGACAACGUUGUGUGUCUCUCUCCAAAACUGGCGCAGAGCCUGGGAAACAUGAGCCAGAUUUGUGUCUGCAUCCGAGUCACCAGCGCCAUCCACCUCAUUGAUCCGAACACGCUGCAGAUCGCCGAGAUCGAUGGGAACACCUACUGGCGGUACCCCUUCAGCAGCUUGUGCCACCCCAAGCAGCUGGAGGAGUUCAUCGUGAUGGAGUGCAGCCUGGUCCACAACCAGAAGGCCGUGGCGGGGGCCGGCAUGCGGUCCAACAAGCACAUGCUCGCCGAAGUCUGGGUGCAGAAGACAUCGGAGAUGAACACGGACAACCAGUACUUCUGCCGGACUCACCUGGGACACCUGCUGAAUCCCGGAGACUUGGUGCUGGGCUUUGACUUGGCCAACUGCAACCUGAACGAUGAGUACGCCAACAAAAUGAGCACGCAUCGUGUCCCUGACGUGGUCUUGAUCAAAAAGAGUUAUGAUCGUGUCAAACGUCAGCGUCGCAGGAACUGGAAGCUCAAGGAGCUGGAUCGGGAUAAAGAGACCAUGGACACAGAUGAUGAGAGGCAGUACCAGGACUUUCUGGAGGAUCUGGAAGAAGAUGAGACAAUCAGAAAGAAUGUCAAUAUUUAUAAAGCUUCGACAGCCCCCGUGGAGAGUGACACGGAUGAUGAGGGAGCCCCUCAGAUUAGCCUGGCUGAGAUGCUCGAGGACCUCCACAUCUCUGAAGAUGCCACUGGGGGAGAAGGGGCAUCCAUGAUGAGCUGAUGAGAUGCAUUUCAUCACAGGCCACGCUUCCCUCAUUUGGAAAAUGAGGGCUUGCACCGGGAAUCUCUGAGAUCCCUUCCUGCUCUAGAAUUAUUUGUUUCUAUAAAAUUUUAGGCCUUUUGAAAAUGUUUGAAGUCUAAAAAAUUGAGUAGAAAAUGUUUAUCUGCAUGUCAUAGAGAAAUAAAAUUCAUAUUGGGUUUCA